AUGGCGCUCAGCCCAGUGACGCCCAGCAGGAUUGGGAAUUACGUGUCGGUGGGCUCAUCAGAAACCGUGGUGGACAGAAAUGGUGACAGAUUGGGUAAUGCUGGGAUAUCAGUGGAAAGUAGAAACAAAAAGACCUGGAGAAGGAAAAGCCAAGGCUGGUGGCAGGUAUCUUGCAAUAUCUUCAGAACUCUCCCACCUAGUGACAGCAAUGAAUUUGAUCCAGAAGAAGAUGAGCCCACCUUGGAGGCAUCAUGGCCACAUUUACAGCUUGUAUAUGAGUUUUUCAUACGAUUUUUGGAAAGCCAAGAAUUUCAACCCAGCAUUGCCAAAAAGUACAUAGAUCAGAAAUUUGUAUUGCAGCUGUUGGAGCUGUUUGACAGUGAAGACCCUCGAGAACGAGACUACCUAAAAACAGUCUUGCACAGAAUUUAUGGCAAGUUUCUGGGUCUUAGAGCAUUUAUCCGAAAACAGAUUAAUAAUAUUUUUCUACGAUUUGUUUAUGAAACUGAACACUUCAAUGGCGUAGCUGAACUGUUGGAAAUUUUAGGAAGUAUUAUCAAUGGUUUUGCUUUACCUCUUAAGGCAGAGCAUAAACAAUUUCUGGUGAAGGUGCUGAUUCCUUUACAUACUGUCAGGAGUUUAUCACUCUUCCAUGCACAGCUGGCGUAUUGCAUAGUACAGUUUCUGGAGAAGGACCCCUCGCUCACAGAACCAGUCAUUAGAGGUUUAAUGAAAUUCUGGCCAAAAACCUGCAGUCAGAAAGAGGUCAUGUUCCUAGGAGAGCUGGAGGAAAUCUUGGAUGUAAUCGAACCAUCACAGUUUGUCAAAAUCCAGGAACCCUUGUUUAAACAAAUUGCCAAGUGUGUCUCUAGCCCUCAUUUCCAGGUGGCCGAAAGAGCGCUGUAUUAUUGGAAUAACGAAUACAUCAUGAGUUUGAUAGAGGAGAACUCAAAUGUUAUACUUCCCAUCAUGUUUUCCAGCCUUUAUAGGAUUUCUAAAGAACACUGGAAUCCGGCUAUUGUGGCUUUAGUCUACAAUGUGUUGAAGGCAUUUAUGGAAAUGAACAGCACCAUGUUUGACGAGCUGACAGCCACUUACAAGUCAGAUCGUCAGCGUGAGAAGAAGAAAGAGAAAGAGCGUGAAGAACUGUGGAAAAAACUGGAGGAUUUGGAAUUAAAGAGAGGUCUUAGACGUGAUGGAAUAAUUCCAACUUAACAAAAAAACAAAACAGCAUUAUUAACCUGUGGAGUCACACAUUUAUGUAGUAGAAGAUGGAGCAACAGUUUUCUGUAUUGUGCAACUUUACAGUAGAUUUCACAUUUGUUUCAUUAUUACAACAGCACUGUAUAUACCUGUCUCUAAGUAAAGGAAAAAAAUAAGGACUUUAAUCCAAAGUUUGGACAGCAGAUGGACUUCUCAGAACUUUGCAAACAUAAUCGUUGUUUUAACCCUUCUUUAAAACCAGUCUUCAAAGAUCUGUUGAUGAAAAUUGAGAUGUCAAAUUCCAUUGUCAGGACCUGUUCCUUAUUUAUCAUUAGCAGAGAGUAUAAUACAACUUUCAAAUGUGAACAAUCUUAAAAUUUAGCUUGUCUUUCUGCUAAACUGUUAAGUGUAUUUAUAGUAAAAGAGAAAAAAGACUGUCAUUUCCUUAUGAGUUUGUGUAACAUCCUCCUUCUCUGGAUAACUUUACUGUAAUUUGACUUUUUUUCCUUUUGCACAUCUUCCUGAGUUGAAUGUUCAUUCAGAUCAGGGCCAUGAAAAGUAUAGGUCCUAAAUAAAAGUUUUGUUUACUGGUGUGAGCAUUUUUUUUUUUUUUUUUAGUACCAGGCUGUCUCUGGUGCUUCCGUAAUUUGAACAUUAGGAGUUAAAAAACAAGUAGGUGAUAAACAUAGUAGGAAAGGGAGCUUUGGAUUCCUGCACCUAUUUAUUGCAAAUCCAAAUUAGUGUCCACAAUCCUUUAAAAACGGGCAGUAGUGACACCUUGGACUUCAGUACCUAGCCAGUAUUAGUGAUAUGGCAUUGGACACACAUACUAGAGUUGUUUUAGAAAUACUAAUUGCUAAAUUGUGAGAGUUUGUUUUUCGAGAGAAUAAAGACAAACACUAAACAUUGCAAGCAUGAAAUUGACCUCCAGCGGUCAUAGAUCAAAUUGGAAAUUGAGUUGAGGUAGCAGUUUGGACUGUUUGGAGUUGUUGCCUUACUUUUUAGUAUGUAUUUAUAAAGUGUUCCAGCAAAAGAGGAUGUAGCCUCUAAGAAACAUACUGUAAUGUUUUUGUGGUUCUAGUACUAUUACUCAUCACAGUCCCAGCCCUAUGGUCAUAGCUGGAAAGGAUUCUGGAUAAUAUACUUCUGCAUUCUCAUCUGGAUGCUCAUUCCUAACUACUGUAUUUGUUACCAAAAGUGGUUCUACAAAUGCUACUGAAAAAAAUUCUGGAAAUCCUAAUGUUCUGAGUAUUAAUAAUAAAGUUUAAAAUGCUUUUAUAUCAAA
Tauraco erythrolophus (red-crested turaco) is the source of this 2488-nucleotide messenger RNA. The record is from RefSeq and is a predicted model, not a curated record. Lineage: Eukaryota; Metazoa; Chordata; Aves; Musophagiformes; Musophagidae.